AUGGUACCUCAGAUCCCAGCCACGACAGCCAACCCGAUAGCCACUGCAGCAGCAGAAAAGCAGGAGCCUAAGAAGCCCAUCACCACAGUCCUAUUCGCGUUGCCCAAGACCACAUACGAGGAAGCCAAUGGAGCAGAAGGCACCGAUGAUACCCUGGCCUAUCUAAAAGUACAGCAGGAACUGCUCAGGUAUCUAGGUACAAAAGCCGCCGACGCUCUCAGUGCUAGACAAGCCUACAAAUGGACGGAGAACAUUUCACCCAACAAGCACCCCCGAGCCCGAGACGCUCUACGGCUAUGCUACUACAUGCGCUCACAGACCUUCGACACGUAUGCGGACAUAAAGAAUGGCUUCAUCAACCUCUACGUUGUUAAUCAGGUUACCAACCUUCGGGGUUCAGACAAGGAUAUGUUGUACUGGCGACAGUCCAUUUCGACCAACGAGAUCAUCCAGAGAGGCCCGCCUGCUGGUCGUGCUUCUACCGGGGUGCUUCAAGGCAAUGCAGCGGUGAUUGAGCUGAUGUCACGUGUCCAUCGCUUUGCUGAUUUGCCCGAUCCUCAUGGUCCUGCUCGCACAGCCAACGAUGCUAGACUGAUGGGCGGCAAUAUUCAAGAAAUGCUGGAAGAGAUGGACGAGAUAAACGCAGAGGGCUAUGAAGAGGAAGAUGAGGACGAGGAAGAGGAAGAUGAUGGAGAAGAGCAUGAGGGCGCAGAACCUGCUCAGAACAGCCUCACCAUGCACAUCGCACGCGCUGAAGUCAACCUGCACCGUCUCCUAGCUAGCGAACCAUACGAUGCAGAUGCUGUGGCCGCCGCACUGAUGCGGAUGGAGGAACUCAAUCAACAAUUGCACACCGAGUAG
Pyrenophora tritici-repentis Pt-1C-BFP is the source of this 861-nucleotide messenger RNA. Its product is annotated as Metal-resist multi-domain protein. NCBI's taxonomy places the organism in Eukaryota, Fungi, Ascomycota, Dothideomycetes, Pleosporales, Pleosporaceae. The record is from RefSeq and is a predicted model, not a curated record.